AUGUCCCAGCCAUUCAGAACAGACUCCCUCCGCCCCUCCUCCCUGCCCUCUGCAACCCUCGGCCGGCGCCGUCAUUACGAACCCCGAGCUUCCGCCCUCGACGCCCCCGACGGCUCUGAAAACCUCACACUCGAGGAGCGUGCGCAGGUAAAGCUCGACAAGGAGCAUGAUCGGUGGAAUGAGAGGAUCGACAAGGAUGUAGAGGCGUGUGUUGAUGGAUUGAAAGAGUUGGUGCAGCUUGCUGAUAUCUCGAAUACCCAGCCAAACUCUCUCACGGCAACCACACUCCCUCUGCACCUGCCAGUCAAGACGUCGUCCCUGAUACGCUCCGCCUUGAAUGUCCGCGAUAUGGCUCAUGAGCUCAAGCUGCUCCUCCUGUUAUCCGACGAUAUAGGACUGGUCGAAGCACGGGACAAGGAGAAGGCUCUCUUGCGGGAAGAGAUAAGUGCAGGCAGGAAGGGUGUACUUGAGGCUGCUAUGGAAGGGUUAGGGAAGGGGCAGACGGAAGAAGGGGCAAAGGGACAGGAGAACGAGAUGGAGGUCGAGCAAGGAGAUGCCGAGGCGCAAGUGGACGGAGAGAAGGGUUCAUCUACCGGCGAACCGUCUGAACGCUUGCCCAUAGAGGACGCUGCUGCCGGCGAGGAGGGGAGCGAGAGUGGCAGCGACGAGUUUGAGCAAGUAUAG
Messenger RNA from Cryptococcus wingfieldii CBS 7118, 684 nucleotides. RefSeq lists its product as hypothetical. NCBI's taxonomy places the organism in Eukaryota, Fungi, Basidiomycota, Tremellomycetes, Tremellales, Cryptococcaceae. Gene Ontology annotation, molecular function: transcription coregulator activity. Gene Ontology annotation, biological process: regulation of transcription by RNA polymerase II. Bases 1 to 684 code for a protein of 227 amino acids. The record is from RefSeq and is a predicted model, not a curated record. The transcript has 2 exons. Gene Ontology annotation, cellular component: mediator complex.